Molecule: messenger RNA, 678 nt
Organism: Cicer arietinum (chickpea)
Lineage: Eukaryota; Viridiplantae; Streptophyta; Magnoliopsida; Fabales; Fabaceae
Source: RefSeq, a predicted model, not a curated record
AAACAAUACCUACUCAUCCAUCUCACCAUCAAAUUAAUAUAUACCUAUAUUGAUACUAAUUAAUUUCUCAUACAAAUUCAAAAUGAGCAAAUCCAACAUGAGUGCAACAACUAAAGCUUGGAUAGUGGCAUCAAGCAUUGGAACUGUGGAGGCCUUAAAAGAUCAAUUGGGGGUUUGUAGGUGGAACUAUGCUUUGAGGUCAAUGCAACAACAUGUCAAGAACCAUAUUAGAUCAUACACUAAGGCUACAAAUUUGUCUAAUUCUCCAUCUUCUGCUGUAGUUUCCAACAAAGGGAAGAGAAGCAAAGAAGAUUCUAUGAAGAAAGUCAUGGACCUAAGUUGUUGGGGUCCAACUACUAUAAGAUUUUAAUUAUCUAAGAUGUUAGAAUUGUGAAUAGUGACGGCAUGUGUGAAAUCAUUUUUGUUGUUGUUGAGAUAAGAUAAGUAUCACUACAAUUAUCUCAUACAAUUGUAAAUCUUAGUACUUGACAUUUAACUCAACAAGAAGUCAUUCUUAGUUGUCCUACAAUCUCAAUUAUAUAUUCAUUAGUUCAAUUUAGUAAGGAUAUGAUAAAUGGUGUUGGUGAAGUAUUCGCCAGAGAUUGUGCUUUGCAAGCUCAAAAUAGUUUUGUAAAUUUGCUAAGACUAAAAUAUGAAUUAUUUAGGAAUUUCCAUCAA